Mauremys reevesii (Reeves's turtle) is the source of this 1726-nucleotide messenger RNA. Its product is annotated as olfactory receptor 13A1-like. NCBI's taxonomy places the organism in Eukaryota, Metazoa, Chordata, Testudines, Geoemydidae. The record is from RefSeq and is a predicted model, not a curated record. Bases 119 to 1054 code for a protein of 311 amino acids. Gene Ontology annotation, biological process: G protein-coupled receptor signaling pathway. Gene Ontology annotation, molecular function: G protein-coupled receptor activity; olfactory receptor activity. Gene Ontology annotation, cellular component: membrane. The transcript has 2 exons.
CUCCCAACAGAAGGCUACUAUAUAUGAAGAUGAAUGAGUCAUAAUUCAGUCUCUGUGUUUUAAUUACAACUUGAGCCAUUGUAUUGGAGGAUUUAAUGAGAGAAGGAACCCUCAAGCAAUGGAACAUAGUAACCACACCAGAGUGACUGAGUUCAUUGUGCAGGGGCUCUUUGACCAUCCUCACCACCAGAGGCUGUUCUUUGGGCUAUUCCUGUGCAUUUAUACAGCUGUUCUCAUGGGCAAUUCUCUGAUCAUUGUGGCUAUUGUCAUCCACCCACCUCUUCACACUCCCAUGUACUUCUUCAUCACCAAUUUAGCCCUGAUUGAUAUUUUGUGCACUUCCACAGUUGUACCUAAAAUGCUGGAAAACCUGAUGCAGGAGAAGAAAACCAUCUCCUUUGGAGGCUGCAUCACCCAGCUCUUUGUCUUAACAUCAUCACUGGGGACAGAGCUUCUGCUGCUCACUGUCAUGUCAUAUGACCGGUAUGUAGCCAUUUGCCACCCCUUGCAUUAUGUAAAACUCAUGAGUAAGGAAAUUUGUAUCCAUUUAGCAGCUGGUGUCUGGGCUGUCGGUACCUUCAAUUCACUUAUCAACGCAUUGCUUGUACUGCGCCUGGAUUUUUGUGGGUCCCACCUAAUCCAGCAUUUCUUCUGUGAGAUCCCAACAAUACUGGCGCUGUCCUGCAGCUCCACCUACCUCAACGAAAUCAUGAUAUUCAUGGCUGACAUUUUCCUGGCCAUGGGGAACUUCCUUCUGACUACUGUGUCCUAUAGCUUCAUUAUCAUCACCAUCCUGAAAAUUCAGAGCUCCAAAGGGAAGCAGAGAGCCUUUUCCACCUGCUCCUCCCAUCUGGUUGUGGUCACCUUGUACUACUCCACCAUAAUCUACACCUACAUCCAGCCGACCUCCAGUAACACACUGGAUAAAAACAAGAUGGUGGCCAUAAUGUACACCCUAGUCACUCCCACCCUGAACCCAGUGAUCUACAGUCUGCGCAAUAAGGAGGUCAAAGUGGCCAUGAAGAGAAUCCUUCCAUUCACCACAAAAAGUUAAUUCUUCCAAGUGUGAACCUGAUUAUCACAUGCUUUGUUCCUUUUAAGCCAGGUCCACAGGUGGUGUACGUUAUUGCAAAUCUAUGAACUUCAUGAGACAUAAAUUUGCACUAUGGUCCAUUCACUUGAAUAGAACUACAAUGAUUUAUGCCAGGUGGGAAUGUGUUGCAUUGACUGCAGUGGGGCUAUGGUGAUUUACAUUAGCUGGGGAUCAGACCCCAUGGAAUACACUAGCUGGGCUGUCAUGUUGGGUCAGAAUUUUAAAGGUAUUUAGAUACCCAGUGGGAUUUUCAAAAUCACCUUGUCACCUAAUAUGCACUGAUUCCAAUGCAAGUUAGGUACUCCAGAAAAAACCUUUAGGUGUUGAAAUACUGACAAAAAUCUGGCUCAUUGUGGAGCACAGUAUGGAAAAUACAGUCUCAUAAAAUCACAAGAAUACAUUCUCUGUCUCCUUGAGUAAAUAUGAUAACAAAUAUCAAACUGACUUUCUCUCUGUGCCUUAUUUUCUUAGGAGACAUUAAACCCCAGAAACCUCUCAAACACAGGUUUGUUGAGUUCUGGAGGUCUCCUGUCCGUCUGUCAUGUACUCAGAUCAGAGAUUUUAAUACAAGAAUUUCUAUCAUCUAACUAUUUUUUUUCAAAAGACAAAUCAUGUUAAGAAGUUAAUGUUUCA